AUGGAAGAUAUUCAUCGCUUCAGAUACAGUCCCUUAAAAUACAAUGAGAUUCGCCUGUUUAAGCUCGACCUCAACGAAGCUGAUGCUCCUCUGUCUGGGAGCAUCAUUACGUUUCGACUGCCGCGCUGGGAUGAUUCCAGCUUGAAAAAUAUAGCUGGCCAAUUUAUCUCCUCCGACGCUUGGCACAACUCGGUGUUGAUGGACAGAGAUGGUAGUGGUGGCUAUGAUGUUCUUUCGUAUGUUUGGGGUGAUGCGGACAGAAUUUAUCCUUUGACAUUGUCGGCGACAGGGAAGGUCUACACCAAGAACAGACUUGGUAUUGAUGAUAAUGUUAUGGGCCAUGGAACUAUGAGAAUUCGACACAAUCUCUACACCCUCUUGCAUCAACUACGUCGGACAAAGUACGAUAGAUGCAUAUGGAUUGACUCCAUAUGUAUUGAUCAAGAUAAUCAGCCUGAAAAAGGUGCUCAGAUCCCCCUUAUGCGAAGCAUCUACAAAGAAGCAAAGAACGUUAUAGUCUGGCUUGGUGAAGCCACUCAGGCGGAAGAGGGAGCACUGACAAUUCUCCCAGCAAUAUCUGCAAAAUUGAAGAAGCAACGGCUUGAUGACCUUGACUUAGAUCCCGAACAGCCCGAGACUUUCAAUGCGAUCGGCCUCCCAGAGCCUGCUCAUCCUGUCUGGCCAGCAAUCGGGUCUAUCAUGACCCGUCCCUGGUUUCGAAGACUGUGGACGCUUCAAGAGGUAGUCUUGCAGGAGAAAGAAAGAAUUGUUGUUCUCUGUGGGGAAAGGCAAAUCACCUGGGAGGCAUUUGCCGACUUCGGCCACGCAGCAUCAAAUGGCUACAGGCAGCGCAUCAUUAAUUGGACGAUCACCGGAAAUCAGCUGAUCGAACCCGCCGAGGCGAAUGGCUACACUUCCAUCCGCAUGAUAACCGAUUGCAGGAAUUUGUUCCAGCAAAGCUUGAAAACCAUCCUGGGUGGGGGCGUUCCUCUUCGCCAUCUUCUUCUCGCAUCCCGCCAACGGGAGGCCACUAAUCCAGUCGACAUGAUCUUUGGAAUACUGGGAAUGGCGGCUUACGGCCUUGGAAAAGUGCUCGAUCUAAAUAUCUCCAUGUCGCCCAUCGAAGUUUACGUGACUUUCGCGAGGCAUUACCUCCGCAAUGAAGUCAGCGAGUGCCUCUUAAAUCAUGUCGCAUCAAGGGACAGGCUGCCUGGUCUUCCAUCUUGGUGUCCCAAUUUCGGGUCGCCUGAGCAAAACUGUUCGCUUGGCUCUUUAUGGUGGGACGACACCUUGAUAGAAGAGACACCACACUCAAGGCGCUACUAUGCCAGCCAUAAGCAAGGCGUGAAUCUCCCUACGCACCAAUACAUACUCGCCCCAAUAAGAAAUAGCCUCCGUCGGCGUGAACCCAGUCAAGGACUAAAUGACACUCCCGACCCACGCCAACUCUCCUUACUACCCAAUCCUCACCAAAUUCACGCAGCAGGCGUAACGAUCGAUAUUAUCACCCAAAUUGUGCCCUACAACAGCGGCAUCCACACCUUCGCCACAAGCGUAGACUCUAUCCGGCAAACACUUGAAUGGGAGACCCUCUGCCGCUCCCUAGCCAUCCACACCCUUGGCGCCUCAGAUGAUGCUGUUCCCGAAGCCUACUGGCGCACCCUGAUCGCCAAUCAAACAUACGGUACCAUCGGAGAAGAAAACGUGCUGUGGGAUACCUACGAAAAGAUCAAUAUGCUGCCCUACUACCACAAAUGGAUCGCCUACAUGAACGACUCCCUCCAGCAAAACCAGCCCUUGUUUUUUCUUGGCGGCACAGAGCUUGGUGCCUUUUGGUUCUGCUUGCAAACCCUCCGGAUCCUUAAGCAGCGCUGCUUUUUCGCCACUCGCGAUGGAAGAAUAGGGAUUGGUCCGAGAACGAUCGAGGUGGGGGACAAGGUUGCGGUGUUCUUCUAUUGUCCUACGCCGUACAUUUUGAGACGAAAGGAGGCUGACUAUCAAUUUGUCGGAGAGACGUAUGUGCAUGGCCUUAUGUAUAAUGAAGGGAUUGAUAUGCUCAAGAGGGGGGAGUUGGAUGAGCAGAUGUAUGUGCUUGGCUGA
Molecule: messenger RNA, 2100 nt
Organism: Endocarpon pusillum Z07020
Lineage: Eukaryota; Fungi; Ascomycota; Eurotiomycetes; Verrucariales; Verrucariaceae
Exons: 1
Coding region: 1-2100 (699 amino acids)
Source: RefSeq, a predicted model, not a curated record